Cetraspora pellucida is the source of this 300-nucleotide messenger RNA. Lineage: Eukaryota; Fungi; Glomeromycota; Glomeromycetes; Diversisporales; Gigasporaceae. The record is from the annotation of a GenBank genome assembly.
AUGGAUCUCAUAAAUUCACAAUUGAAAAAGUGCUUUAACUAUAUUGAUUUGCUACAAUAUAAGACCUUUGAAGUCAUAAGUGUUAGCAAUGAUGAUUCCAAUUUAAAAGACUUAAUUUUGUCAGAAGAAGAUGUUACAAAAUUCAAAGCCAAGGUUAUAAUCGAACUUGAUAAAUUGAAUCCAAUUCUAGCAAAAUGGUUCACAUUUAAAUUAGAUAAUUUUGGCAUUUUUCAAGAUAGUAUAGUUAAACAUAUUCAAAUAUGCAUUAAUGAUAAUAAUUUUGAUAAAGUUGAUAUUUAG